This is a messenger RNA of Notothenia coriiceps (black rockcod), 510 nucleotides long. RefSeq names its product sodium- and chloride-dependent GABA transporter 2-like. The transcript is spliced from 4 exons. Gene Ontology annotation, cellular component: plasma membrane; cell projection. The record is from RefSeq and is a predicted model, not a curated record. Gene Ontology annotation, molecular function: gamma-aminobutyric acid:sodium:chloride symporter activity. The coding region runs from base 1 to 510 and encodes 169 amino acids. Lineage: Eukaryota; Metazoa; Chordata; Actinopteri; Perciformes; Nototheniidae. Gene Ontology annotation, biological process: sodium ion transmembrane transport; nitrogen compound transport; amino acid transport.
AUGAAAGAUGAAAACAAUCAAAAUCAUGCUCCGUCUUACAGUGCAAAGAGAGGCCAGUGGGCCAACAAGAGGGAGUUCAUUUUGUCAGUAUCCGGACAGAUCAUUGGUCUGGGCAAUGUUUGGAGAUUUCCAUAUCUGUGCUUCAAAAAUGGAGGUGGAGCUUUCCUGAUCCCCUAUGUAGUGUUCCUGUUCACGUGUGGAAUUCCCAUCUUUUUUCUGGAAAUAUCUCUGGGGCAGUUAACUGGUCAGGGUGGGAUCACAUGUUGGAGGAAAAUAUGUCCCAUAUUUGAAGGUUUAGGCUACGGCAGUCAAGUUACAUUGUUAUACAGUGUGGUGUAUUACAUUGUCAUCCUGGCUUGGGCCUUCCUCUACCUCUUCGUCUCCUUCCACACCGUUCUCCCCUGGGCCAGCUGCAACAACACCUGGAACACAGGUGAGGGUAGGAACGAAAAAUGGCCUGGUAGACAGAGAGCUUUCCUUCUGGCUCAGCUCUCUUUCGUCACAGCGUAA